This is a messenger RNA of Mauremys mutica (yellowpond turtle), 1327 nucleotides long. RefSeq names its product fibroblast growth factor 20 (gene FGF20). Gene Ontology annotation, molecular function: fibroblast growth factor receptor binding; growth factor activity. The record is from RefSeq and is a predicted model, not a curated record. The coding region runs from base 244 to 891 and encodes 215 amino acids. The transcript is spliced from 3 exons. Gene Ontology annotation, cellular component: cytoplasm. Gene Ontology annotation, biological process: cell differentiation; positive regulation of protein phosphorylation; regulation of cell migration. Lineage: Eukaryota; Metazoa; Chordata; Testudines; Geoemydidae.
CAACAGCAGCACCAGCAGCUCUAGAUGUUGAUGCAAAGCCAGGAGCAGACUCCCACAUGCUCGGAGAGAGAAGAGGCUCCAAAGACAGGCAGCUUUUAUCCCAGUGCAAAGUCCAGCCUUCCUGAGAUCAUCCAGGAACAGCUCGGCCAGAACGCUUAGAUCUCACUCUUCUCAUUUGGUUAUUGUUAAUUUGCCUUUCAACUCAUCGUUCGUUAAACCUCCUCCCUUCCAGCGCGCUCUUUCAUGGCUCCCUUAGCCGAAGUUGGGGGCUUCCUAGGCGGCUUGGAAGGGUUAGGGCAGCAGGUGGGCUCCCAUUUCCUGCUGCCUCCUGCCGGGGAGAGGCCGGCUCUGCUCAGCGAUCGCCUGGCUCAGGCCGAGAGGGGGUCUAGAGGUGGCGGAGGUGCGGCGACUGGGACUGCGGAUUUAGCCCAUUUGCAGGGCAUCCUACGCCGGAGGCAGCUCUACUGCCGGACGGGCUUCCACCUGCAGAUCCUGCCCGAUGGCAGCGUGCAGGGCACCAGGCAGGACCACAGCCUCUUCGGUAUCCUUGAAUUCAUCAGUGUGGCAGUGGGACUGGUCAGUAUUAGAGGAGUGGACAGUGGCCUUUAUCUUGGAAUGAAUGACAAAGGAGAACUCUAUGGAUCUGAGAAACUAACUUCUGAAUGCAUCUUCAGAGAACAGUUUGAAGAGAACUGGUAUAACACUUAUUCUUCCAACGUGUACAAACAUGGAGACUCGGGUCGGAGGUAUUUUGUAGCACUUAACAAAGAUGGUACUCCCAGAGAUGGGGCUAGAUCCAAAAGACAUCAGAAAUUCACACACUUCCUACCCAGGCCAGUGGAUCCCGAAAGAGUUCCAGAACUCUACAAAGAUGUGUUAGGAUACAGUUGAAAUGGGACAGAGUGUUUGAAAGGAAACCAAAAUAAAACCCAUUCUUUCCUACCACAGCUUCCAGGGUAAGACAAGCAGGAAGAACUUUCAAAUGCUGCAGAGUUACCAGGCUCUAGGAAAGUGGAUUUUAACAAGCUGUUUAGUGAUAGCCUCCAUUUCCUAAUGUUUGGAUACAGGAGACAAAGCCUUAAAGUUAAGAGUGGACCAGCCUCUUUGAAGUUUUCUGACCCUGUUGCUGGCCAGUAGACAGUGGGAGGUUGGAGUCUGAUUUAUUUUAAAAUACCAAACUCAUGCCUAACUUGUCUGGAUUACUUAUUAUCCAUAAACUAGAGAAAAAAUAACUACCUAAAUCAUAUGGAGUGGGACAAUAAACAGAAAGUUGGACGAAAUGGUAAGAAAUAGGCUGUAAAACAGCAAUUAAGCCUGAGAACCAUAU